AUGCUGGCCAUUUUUGGAACAAAACCGAGCAACGGUGGUCACAAGUUGGUUCCAUUUUUACAAAGUGUAAAUUACAAGGAUAAUCUCGAGUACCUAAACAGUACCAUCAACAUUUAUACCACCGCAACUGUCAAUCGUAUCGACGUUGGAUUUUCGCUAACUAAAACUCUUGUCGAGCCUUGGAUCAACAUCGGCUUGUGGGUGGACGUUGGCUCGGGCGUAUUGCGGACUCCGCUGUACAAUCGUACGGUCGAUUUCUGCCACUUUCUCCGCAACCCGGGUGUACAUCGGCUGGGGCAAAUUGUUCAUCGAGAGAUGAAACAGCGCGGCAACAUGCCAACUAGGUGCCCGAUUCCGGUCAAUCUCUACCAGUUUCGUGGUGUCUCGCUGAACCACAUGCGACUGCCACCGUUCUUCGUGGAGACGGACUUCAUACUCGACGUCAACGUCGGUGUUGAGAAGGAACGCACCUUUGACUCGCGCUGGUUUGGAACAGUCAAAAAGAUCAAAUGCUCUGACAGCGAGCGCUGUUCGUAA
This is a messenger RNA of Anopheles coustani, 537 nucleotides long. RefSeq lists its product as uncharacterized. The coding region runs from base 1 to 537 and encodes 178 amino acids. The record is from RefSeq and is a predicted model, not a curated record. The transcript has 2 exons. NCBI's taxonomy places the organism in Eukaryota, Metazoa, Arthropoda, Insecta, Diptera, Culicidae.